This is a messenger RNA of Mauremys mutica (yellowpond turtle), 985 nucleotides long. RefSeq names its product killer cell lectin-like receptor subfamily B member 1B allele C. NCBI's taxonomy places the organism in Eukaryota, Metazoa, Chordata, Testudines, Geoemydidae. Bases 9 to 740 code for a protein of 243 amino acids. The transcript is spliced from 6 exons. The record is from RefSeq and is a predicted model, not a curated record.
UGCUGGCCAUGGCUCAUAGAGAAGUCUAUGAUUAUGUAAACUGCCCGGCAGGCUCCCUGCCCAGCGACACGUCAGCCCUGGCACAGCAUCACACUCGUCCGCAGUGCCCGCUUUGGCAUCGGGUGGGCUGGGCCGGGAACAUCGUCCUGCUGGGAGCUGUGAUAGCGCUGGCUGUCCUGGUUGGUCAGUGCCCAUCCCAGACUCGCCCAACAGCAGCCGUCCAGCAGACCGCUCAGCAGAGCAAUUCAUGUGAGAUCAAUGAAAACACACCAGCGUGCAACCGUACAUUGGAGGGUUUCCGAUCUUGCCUGAAGCGAAAUUUGUGUGGGGUGGAAAACAGCUCAGCAGAGGGCUCCGGGUGCAAACUCUGCCCCAGGCACUGGGUGCCGCACAGGGACAAGUGCUACUGGCUGUCGGAAGAGAAUCAGUACUGGAGCUGGGGCCGUGAUGACUGCUCACGGAGGGGAUCUCACCUGCUCGUGAUCCAGGACCGGGAGGAGCUGGAGUUCACACAGAAUCUUACAGGAAAUCAAAAUCCGGUGUGGAUUGGACUGAACAUCACCUCCCCAGGGAGGAAGUGGACCUGGGUGGAUGGUUCCCCGUUAAAUCAAACACUAUUCACGAUAUCGGGUCCUGCGGAAGAGAACAGCUGUGCUGCAGUCAAGAAGACUCAGAUCAAGUCUGAAAUCUGCAACACUGACUAUAAAUGGAUUUGCCAAAAGGAAGCUGUGCUCAUUUAACCGGCUGGAUUGGGGACUCUGUUUGAAGAGGUGGAAUGCAAAAUAUCGUGUGUUUGUCUUUAUUACCACUAACAAAUUCUCAGCUGGGGGAAAUCUGGGCCGCUCCAGUAAAGUCAAUGGGGGCAAGACUGAUUCACACCAGCCAGGGGCCUGGGCCCACUGAUUCAAAUGGAGCUAUGGCUGAUUUCAACCAGCUGGGGCUCUGGCUGCAUUGUCUCCAAUGGAACGUCCCCCGAUUUAUACCA